AUGAGAUGGCUGGCGGCUUCCAGACAAGGCCGAGUGGCUUUUCUUACAAACGUGCUGGAACUCCAUACUCUCCCAGAGGCUAAAACCAAGGGAGACCUCCCCAUUCGUUUCCUCGAGAGCAAUAAGAGCCCGAGGGAGUUUGCGGACGAGCUGGCGAAAGAGGCGAAUCAGUACAACGGGUUCAACCUCAUAGUGGCGGAUUUCGUCUCAAAAUUCAUGGUUUAUGUGUCCAACCGGCCCAAAGGCGAGCCCGUCUCAAUCCAGGAAGUUUGUCUGGGCAUUCACGUCCUUUCAAACGCGACUCUCAACUCCCCUUGGCCUAAGGUAAUCGAACACCACAUUUCCUAUAUUUUUCAAAUUUUCUUUCAUUUUUACGGCCAAGAGGAAAUCCCGUUGACCAAAAUGGUCGGGAAGUUGAUGAGGGACACGGUGAAAGCCGACAAAGGAAAGUUACCGAACAUAUGUUCCCCCCACUGGGAACUCGGGUUGAGCUCCAUCUUUGUUGAAGUCGACUCUCAAUCAUCGAUGGCUGAUUUUUACACAUUCAUUACGGGGAAGUACGGGACUAGAAGCACGGCAGUCUUGACCGUGAAAGCAUGUGGUGAAGCUAGCUUUUACGAGGUAUACCUCGAGGGCGGCCAGUGGGAAGACCAUACCUUGGAUUACCAUAUUGAGAAACUGUGA
This is a messenger RNA of Striga hermonthica, 684 nucleotides long. Lineage: Eukaryota; Viridiplantae; Streptophyta; Magnoliopsida; Lamiales; Orobanchaceae. The record is from the annotation of a GenBank genome assembly.